GCAGCACUGCCGCUUCUGUUGAACAGCUGAUUUCAGCUUGUUUCAUUUUUUUUUUUCCAUCCGACGCAGCAAUGACGACAAUUUUCUCAUCUUUGUGCCAUAAUUGAUUGCGGUUGGAGAUGUUGUGCUUUCUUAAAGGCUUAAGCUGUAGCCAUACUCGCACCCAGCUGUCAGCCGUUGCCGGCGAGAUCUACCGGGCCUUUUUCGCAGACCUAAUCACCACAGAUGGACCAAAUACGAGUACAUAUCCCGCCGCCACGGCACUGCUUCACAGAUUCGAUUUGGAGUCUAGUAACCAGAAUGUAGCCAUAGCGCCCUCGGACGAUGAUGUGUGGAUCUUCGGCUACGGGUCGCUGGUGUGGAAGGCAGACUUUCCAUACAUCGACCGCCGGCGCGGCUUUGUAUGGGGAUUCAAGAGACGCUUCUACCAGCACAGCAUCGACCACCGCGGCGUGCCGGACAGGCCGGGCCGGGUGGUGACCCUGCUGCCCGGCGACCCCACCGAAGAUCGGGUCUACGGCGUGGCCUACCGCAUUGCUGCCGCCCAAAAGAAUGCGGUGCUUGAUCACCUGGACUACCGCGAGAAGAACGGCUACGAGCGCUGCAGUCUGCAGUUUCACGAAUAUCUCUCUGCCACGGAGCCCAUCCAGGUGAUCAUGUACGUGGCCACGCAAACCAACGACUCUUAUGCCGGUGACGUGUGGCAGGUGCCGUGCAUAGCCAGGCAAAUCUUCACCGCCGCGGGACCCAGUGGCCCCAAUCGAGAUUACCUCUUUAACUUGGCCCUAGCCAUGGAUAAACUGUUUCCCGGCGCGGUUGAUGAGCACCUUACGGAGCUGGUGGUCUGUGUGAGGCGCCACAUCGAGCAGGACGAGCCCGAGCUACUGCAGCGUGCCCUGCACGAGGAGAUCACCAACAUCCUCUGCGAGUCUGUCAGGGAGGCGGUCCGGGAGGAGGAGCCCCUGGACCAUGGCGAGACUUCGCGGCGGCUGGAGGCUCUGCACCGCAGCUGUCAUAAAUCUGGCUGGCGGGAGCCGCUUCUUGACAUACAGCUGAGACGGCAGAGCUUCUUUCCAACUUUCUGACGACCCGAAGACCACUUCUAUCCCAUCAACUAGACAAUUUUUAUUUAUUAUCGUUAGAUAUUGCAUGUGUGUGUUGUUAUGUCCAUUCCAAAUGUUCUCGUAAAUACACGUCGCCAGUUAGGGCGGAAGAUCUGU
This is a messenger RNA of Drosophila obscura, 1220 nucleotides long. RefSeq names its product putative glutathione-specific gamma-glutamylcyclotransferase 2. Gene Ontology annotation, molecular function: glutathione specific gamma-glutamylcyclotransferase activity; gamma-glutamylcyclotransferase activity. The record is from RefSeq and is a predicted model, not a curated record. Gene Ontology annotation, cellular component: cytoplasm. The transcript has 2 exons. Bases 120 to 1085 code for a protein of 321 amino acids. Gene Ontology annotation, biological process: glutathione catabolic process. NCBI's taxonomy places the organism in Eukaryota, Metazoa, Arthropoda, Insecta, Diptera, Drosophilidae.